Messenger RNA from Malassezia pachydermatis, 924 nucleotides. Its product is annotated as ant1-peroxisomal atp carrier. The record is from RefSeq and is a predicted model, not a curated record. Gene Ontology annotation, biological process: transmembrane transport. The coding region runs from base 1 to 924 and encodes 307 amino acids. NCBI's taxonomy places the organism in Eukaryota, Fungi, Basidiomycota, Malasseziomycetes, Malasseziales, Malasseziaceae. The transcript is spliced from 3 exons.
AUGACUAGCGAGCAACCUCUUACUCCUUUUGAGAAUGCCUUGGCGGGUGCUCUUGGUGGCGUCUUCUCCAAUGCUGUGAUAUACCCCCUCGAUACCGUCAAGACUGUCAUCCAAGCCGACAAAAAGGCAGCCGCCGAGCAUGGUGACACGAAGAAGAAGCUUGGUAUCGUUCAGACUCUCUUGAUGCUUGUUCGGACCAAGGGCCCUUCGUCGCUGUACCGUGGCUUCCUUGCCAACAUCCUGAACACGUUCAUUCAGCAGUUCGCAUACUUCUACUGGUACUCGGUCGUCCGUACUGUGUACAUCAAGCGCGUGCUUCACUCCAAGACUGCCGCUCCGACACUUCACGUCGUUACCGAGCUUGUGCUCGGCGCUGUGUCCGCUGCCCUGGCACAGCUGUUUACUACCCCUGUGGGUGUGAUUGCCACGCGCCAGCAGAUCGGCACGGAUCACCACGAAGAAGACGACUCGUUUGUGGGCCAUAUCAAGGAUAUUUACCACGCCGACGGUAUCACUGGCUUCUGGCGCGGCCUGCGACCAAGCCUGGUGCUUACCGUUAACCCUGCGAUCACCUACGGUGUGUACGAGCGUGUGAAGAACUUGAUUCUUGCCGCAUCGGGUGGCCACAUGACGCCUGGUAAGUCGUUUGUCAUCGGUGCGCUCUCCAAGACUCUUGCUACUAUUGUGACAUUCCCGUAUAUCCUCAGCAAGAUCCGUCUGCAGGCCAAGAACACACCAUACAAGACUGCCUUCGAUGUCCUUGGCCAUAUCUACCACCAAAAGGGCGUGCUUGGCUGGUACCAGGGUAUGAACGCUCAGAUUACCAAGGCUGUGCUCUCGCAGGCGCUCCUCUUCUAUUUCCGUGACUAUUUCGAGAUCUGGACGCGUCAGAUCCUCGCCCUAUCCUACUUCAAGUCUGCGUAA